AUGGUUAUCAACAUUCAAGUCUGGAUUUUUCCACAAAGCCGUAUCAAUCCAAAGAUGCCUGGUGGUCCGUGGACCUUUUCCUAUCAUUGGAGGUUCAUGCAUGAUUACGGACAACAUGACAAAGACACAAAAUCACGUUACCAAAUCAUCAUGGUCGACAUUGCAGCCAAAGUCAAGAACAAACCAAUCAAGGAUCGACUACUAAAAACAUCCAAUCAUGGAAUGUCUGUACCAUAUCACAGCGGUCCUGGCGAUCGAUUCUGGAUUUCCUAUGCACAGCAAUUGCAAGAUUCCACAUAUAUAUUUCAAGACAAAUCAAUCUAUGGCUCUCUCUCUAUCUCACUCGUACGCGCAUACACGUUCAUCAAUCAUUUCAAUCAGGCGCUCAAACAAUCACAAACACAAACCAUCAAAGCAAGUAUCAAUGGAACAAACAUGCCGAGAAACAAACGUCAAUGGCAUCAAGACCGGUCUGGAGGAUAUGUAUCGCUUUGUCGUUCAGGGUCACAGGGCACCGUGCGUUCACCGAUUAAGAGUCGCCUGGCCGUUGGGUGCCGUGCUGAAUCUGCUCAACAAUCUCGACCAUCACUCAAAUAA
Molecule: messenger RNA, 597 nt
Organism: Lichtheimia ornata
Lineage: Eukaryota; Fungi; Mucoromycota; Mucoromycetes; Mucorales; Lichtheimiaceae
Exons: 3
Coding region: 1-597 (198 amino acids)
Source: RefSeq, a predicted model, not a curated record